Molecule: messenger RNA, 1245 nt
Organism: Prunus armeniaca (apricot)
Lineage: Eukaryota; Viridiplantae; Streptophyta; Magnoliopsida; Rosales; Rosaceae
Source: the annotation of a GenBank genome assembly
AUGAGAGUACCACUUGCUGACAUUACUGAAAUUCCAAACCCUCCUGCAUCAGUUUUGAAAGCUGAACUGCAUGCUGAUAGACUUAGUCUAGAUUCAGUAAACACUGAAUUCAGCUUAACGGAGACUCAUAAGAGCUUCAAACUGAAGCAUGGAAUCCAAAACAGCAUCAAGAGAAGAUAUAACAACAAGGAGAACCUGAGCAUAUCACGAGGAACAAAUGAUAUUAAGAGGACCACUGGAUCACUUCGUAAACCAAAAUUGUCUGGAAAAACCAGCUUGAGAAAAGGCGGUCCAAGUUUGUUAGAGCGGGAGCCUAAGCGUAACAAUAUUGUGUCCAGUAUGACUUCCUUCAUUCCUCUUGUUCAACAGAAACAAUCAGCUGCAGUUGUAACAGGGAAGAGGGACAUCAAAGUGAAGGCCCUGGAGGCUGCCGAAACUGCAAAGCGUCUUGCACAAAAGAAAGAGAAUGAGCGCAAGAUGAAGAAGGAAGCCUUGAAGCUUGAGCGGUCAAGAAAGGAGCAAGCGAACAUGAGGCAGUUAGAGCUGCAAAAGAAACAGAAAGAAGAAGAGAGGAAGAAAAAAGAUGCUGAUAUGGCGACAAAGAAGAGACAAAGGGAAGAGGAAGAUAGGAAGGAGAAGGAAAGAAAAAGAAUGCGUGUUGAAGCACGGAGACAGCAGAGAGAACAUGAAGACAAGUUACCUGCAGAAAAAGAAGAUAAAGAAAUGAAAUGCCAGGCCAUUGAUGGAAGAGGACAUGAGAGUAAGGAAUCUAAGGAUGAAACAGCGCAUAAGACAAUGGAGGAAGAAAGGGAAUAUGACACUUUCAGGAACAGUUCAGAGACUGAGCCUAGGACUUCCAGGGUUUCAACAAGUAAUGCCAGAAGAGAGAGUAUUAUCCUUGAAGAACACAGUUUGGUCUUGAGUAAUUUUGGAUAUAACGCAGAGGUACCGAGCAAUUUAGACAAAGCAAUAGACAAUGGGAAUUCUGCUGCCAAUACACAUCCAGAACAGUCAUAUGAAAUCUCUCCAUACAAACAAUCAGAUGAUGAAAACGAAGAAGAUGGUGAUACUAUGCUAAAUAGUAAAUUUGUUCCAUCAUGGUCAAGUAAAAAUUGCCUGGCUCUGGCUGUCUCUUGCCGGAAUGGAGCAGACCCUGGGGCAAUCUUCCCCGAAGAAAGCUUUUCCAGCAUAUCUGAAGUUCUCUUGCCUCGGAAGCAUCAGCUAAACUACAAUGGAAUGCGCUAA